Dipodomys ordii (Ord's kangaroo rat) is the source of this 1062-nucleotide messenger RNA. Its product is annotated as keratin, type I cytoskeletal 27. The transcript has 6 exons. Gene Ontology annotation, biological process: hair follicle morphogenesis; intermediate filament organization. The record is from RefSeq and is a predicted model, not a curated record. NCBI's taxonomy places the organism in Eukaryota, Metazoa, Chordata, Mammalia, Rodentia, Heteromyidae. The annotation marks the transcript as partial. Gene Ontology annotation, molecular function: structural molecule activity.
AUGUCUGUGCGCUUCUCUUCAGCAUCCCGACGAGUGGGCUCUGUGCGCCUCUCAAGUGGAGGGUCAGGGUUGGGGGCUGGAAAUACAUGUGGUGUGCCAGGCAUCGGAAAUGGCUUCUCAUGUGCCUUUGGGGGCAGCUCAUCAGCUGGAAGCUACAGUGGAGGGCUGGGCAGUGGAAGUGUUCCGUGUUCUACCUUCACUAGCAAUGAACAUGGCCUCCUGUCGGGCAAUGAGAAGGUGACCAUGCAGAACCUCAAUGAUCGCCUGGCCUCCUACCUGGAGAAUGUCCAAGCAUUAGAGGAAGCCAAUGCUGACUUAGAGCAGAAGAUCAAGGACUGGUAUGAGAAAUUCGGACCUGGUUCUUGCCGUGGUCUUGACCAUGACUACAGCAGAUACUUUCCAAUCAUUGAUGAUCUUAGAAACCAGAUAAUUACUGCAACUACAAGUAAUGCCAAUAUCGUCCUGCAAAAUGAUAAUGCAAGACUGACAGCUGAUGACUUCAGACUCAAGUUUGAAAAUGAGCUGGCCCUUCACCAGAGCGUGGAGGCAGACAUCAACGGCUUGCGCAGAGUCCUUGAUGAGCUGACCUUGUGCAGAACUGACCUGGAGGUCCAGCUGGAAACACUCACUGAGGAGCUGGCCUACCUCAAGAAGAACCAUGAGGAGGAGAUGAAGGCGCUGCAGUGCGCGGCGGGAGGCAACGUGAACGUGGAGAUGAACGCGGCGCCCGGGGUGGACCUCACCGUGCUGCUCAACAACAUGCGGGCCGAGUACGAGGCCCUGGCCGAGCAGAACCGCAGGGAUGCCGAGGCCUGGUUCAACGAAAAGAGCGCCUCGCUGCAGCAGCAGAUCUCCGACGACGCCGGGGCCACCACCUCUGCCCGGAACGAGCUGACCGAGAUGAAGCGCACCAUGCAAACCCUGGAGAUUGAGCUCCAAUCCCUGUUAGCCACGAAACAAUCCCUGGAGUGCUCUUUAGUGGAGACAGAGGGCAACUACUGCACACAGCUGGCCCAGAUCCAGGCUCAGAUCGGGGCCCUGGAGGAGCAGCUGCACCAGGUC